UAAACUCUGUUAAGAUGUGUGCUUAUUCACUACAGCCUCUUUUUUUAAGUUUUAAGAUAUAUUUCCCAUAUCAUUACCAUUUUAAAAUGGCUUUCAAUCUCUGCCUCAAAAUUUUUCUUGUUCUUUUUUCCAUUCUCAAUCUGUAUGCUCGUACAGCAACUUCCCGUGACUUACAAGAACUAUCCAUGCUUGAAAGGCAUGAAAAAUGGAUGGCUCGUCAUGGACGUGUAUAUAAAGAUGAGAUAGAAAAGGAACAUCGCUUCAAAACGUUUAAGGAAAACAUUGAGUUCAUCGAAUCGUUCAACCAGAAUGGAACUCAACGUUAUAAGCUGGCCAUCAAUAAGUAUACUGAUCUCACCAGUGAGGAAUUUUUGGCAUCAUUUACGGGGCUUGACACUUCAUUAUCCCAGCAAGAAUCAACUGCAGCAAUAACGUCCUUUAGAUAUGGUAGCGUGACUGAAGUUCCACUUAGCAUGGACUGGAGAAAGAGUGGCAGCGUCACAGAAAUCAAGGAUCAAGGUGUAUGCGGAAGUUGUUGGGCAUUUUCUGCUGUUGGGGCUAUAGAAGGAGCAUAUCAGAUAGCAAACAAUGAACUGAUCUCACUUUCAGAGCAACAGCUAUUGGAUUGCAACACCGAGAAUAGGGGUUGUGAAGGUGGACUAAUGACUCGAGCCUACGAAUACUUACUACAAAACGGCGGUGGCAUCACCACGGAGACUAAUUAUCCUUACCAACAAGCUAAAAGUAUUUGCAGCACUCAACAAUUAUCCCCAACUGCAGCAGUAACAAUCAGUGGCUAUGAAGUAGUACCAGCAGGCGAAUCGUCAUUGUUGCAAGCUGUAGCUAAUCAACCAAUAUCUGUUGGUAUUGGUGCUAACCAGGAAUUUCAUUUGUACGGAAGUGGAAUAUAUGAUGGAAGUUGCUACCCUAAGCUGAACCAUGCAGUCACAGUGAUAGGUUAUGGGACAAGUGAAUAUGGUACAAAAUAUUGGCUAGUGAAGAAUUCAUGGGGUACUAGUUGGGGUGAGGAAGGAUAUAUGAGAAUUGCUAGAGACAUUGGAGUUUAUGGUGGCCAUUGUGGCAUUGCCAGUAUGGCCUCUUUCCCAACUGUUUGAAUUGUUUUACAAAAGGCAGGCAUUGUUAUUAAUAUUAUGUUGAAGAUUACGAAGUCUAUAACUAGUAAUUCGUGAUACCAGAAUAAAUUAAUUAGCCCAAGAAGCUUCUUCUUCCUUU
Molecule: messenger RNA, 1233 nt
Organism: Lycium barbarum (goji berry)
Lineage: Eukaryota; Viridiplantae; Streptophyta; Magnoliopsida; Solanales; Solanaceae
Product: zingipain-2-like
Exons: 2
Coding region: 15-1115 (366 amino acids)
Cellular component (GO): lysosome
Molecular function (GO): cysteine-type endopeptidase activity
Source: RefSeq, a predicted model, not a curated record